Molecule: messenger RNA, 2523 nt
Organism: Etheostoma cragini (Arkansas darter)
Lineage: Eukaryota; Metazoa; Chordata; Actinopteri; Perciformes; Percidae
Product: interferon-induced, double-stranded RNA-activated protein kinase-like
Exons: 18
Coding region: 199-2076 (625 amino acids)
Biological process (GO): protein phosphorylation
Molecular function (GO): ATP binding; protein kinase activity; double-stranded RNA binding
Source: RefSeq, a predicted model, not a curated record
CGUUACGUGAAAGACGUUAAUACAAGGAAAUCGAAACUUAAGGCCUUGGUACAGAUCUAAAGGUUGCUCAAUCAAAGCAGGUUGCGGACAUAGGCUAUGCAGGACAAUGAGGAAGAGUUAAGAAAUUAAAACGGAAGUAUGUGAGCGUUUUUCUCACAUUUUGUGAUUUGAGCUGGGAUUUCCAAAGCUUCGUCAUUUAUGAUGGAAACUGUAAACUAUGCUGCUGAACUACACGAGUACGCGCAAAAAAGAAGAUACGAGCUGCGUUUUGAGGAGCGCUCUGUUGGCCCCGACCAUAAUAUAACGUUUAUCAUAAGAGCCGUUCUGAAUGUUAAAGCGUAUCCUGAUGGGGUGGGGAAGAACAAGAAGGAAGCCAAACAGAACGCAGCUAAAAAUGCCUUGAAAUGCCUGAUGGAGACUGAACAUCAGGACUCGGUUAAAACAACUGCAGAUGAUAAAAACUGUGCAUCAGCUCAACAAAUGGAGAAAGUAAAUCGAAAUGUUUCUGAUAUCAGUAAUAAGAUAAGACGCCUCAAUGUGACCUCACAGCCUUAUGGGAACCAGCAGAGACAAAGGGAGCAAAAUAGAGAGACAAAUUUUAUAGGCCUCGUCGACCACUACUGUCAAAAAAAAAGACUAUGCCAUUCUUACAUUGAAGAAAGGAGAGACGGUUCACCUCAUAACCCUGUAUUUUUCUACAAAGUACUAAUCAACAACAAGGAGUACCCUGUGGGUGAGGGUAAGAUUGUAAAGGAAGCCAAACAGAAAGCAGCUCAGCUGGCCUGGUCUGCUCUUCAAGAACAGACAGACUGGGACAGCAAGGUGUCCGUCAGGUCAACAGUGUCCGAAGAUGCUACAUCACCUAUGUUCUCAGCGCAAUCAACUACUCUGGAGUCCCAUGAAUCUUCAUCACAAAGAACGUCAAUGAACACAAGUGCCACAAUAAUAUUUGAUGAUUCAUCAAACCUUUCCAAAGCUCAGAUUCCCAUAGGGUCAGCUGUGUGUGAAAAUGCACCAAGCGAGUUGUCAACUUCACUGGAGUCUCUUUCAUCGGCACAAAGUAUGUCAACGGGUACAAGUGGCUCAGGAAUAUUCACUGAUUCGUCCAACUCAUCCAAGGAUCAGCAUGUUGUCAAAGACAUGAAAAUGGGAAAAAGUCAGAAUGAGACAUCCACCCAGUCAAGGUUUACUUCAGAAUUUGAUUCCAUAGAGCGUCUUGGGAGUGGAGGUUUUGGUCGUGUUUACAAAGCCAGAGAUAAACUCCUGAAGAAGUAUUAUGCUGUAAAGAUUGUCUGCUGUGUAGAGAAAGCUCUUCGAGAGGUGGGGACAUUAUCUGACCUCCUCCACUGUAAUAUUGUUAGAUACUACACAUUUUGGAUGGACGCUUCAAGAUACCAAUGGGACAGUUUAGCGGGCAGUAACAGCUCUGUCCAGUCUUUAGACAAUUCUUCGGCAAAGUACCUGUAUAUUCAGAUGGAGUUAUGUAACACCAAAACCCUUAAAGACUGGAUUGAUGAGAAGAACACUCAGUCUCCCCAAGACUCCAAGAGAAGAGAAGAAAGUCUCAGCAUUGCUCAGCAAAUAGUUAGUGGAGUGGAAUAUAUUCACUCCAAGGAACACAUCCACAGGGACCUUAAGCCUGAAAACAUCCUGUUUGGGCUGGAUGGAGUAGUAAAGAUUGGGGACUUUGGUCUGGUCACCAAAGAUGAUGAAGAUGACUCUGCAUUGAUGGACAGAACGGAGGACAAAGGAACAUCAUCUUACAUGGCUCCUGAACAAAGGGAGAAGUACUAUGACCGACGAGUGGAUAUAUUUGCUCUGGGCUUGAUUUACUUUGAACUACUUUGGAAACUCUCCACUGGUCAUGAAAGAGUAGUGGUCUGGAAUGAUGCCAGAAGUCAGAAGUUCCCUGAAGAUUUUUUACAGACUUUUCCCCAAGAGAAAAAUAACAUUGAGUUAAUGCUGCGUGAGAAUCCAGAAGACCGACCUGAUGCAAGUAAAGUGAAGGCUGAGCUGGAGAAGUGUGCUCAGACAUUCAGCACAAAAAAUGUGCGUCAGGAAAAUGCAACUAUCUGAUUAUCACAAACAAUUGUGACAAUACCCAUCAGCAUGUAGAGAUGUGGUUAUUAAAAUUUUUAUGAAAGUGUUUACUGUUCUGCCUUACUGUAUAUAGCCCAUUAACCUGAACUUUAACUCAUACUUCUAUGGCAAUGGGGGGCAGUUUGGGGUUCUAUGUUUUGCUCAAUCAUUAACCCUGCAAAUGAUGAAGAACCUAAGACCUAAUAUAUUAUCAUGAGUUUUAAAUGACCGGGAAAGAAAAUGAAAUCAAGUUUUUUCAUGAAUUCACAUCUGUCCAGCUUUUAUUCGAACUAAUCACGUUUCAGUCAUUUCUGUGUUCACAGUUGACAUUUUAUUCUAUACUGGAAAUGGUUAAAUGUACUGUAUUCAAAGUGGUGUCACAUAACAGCUGUUUUGUACUGAAUAUCGGUAUGUUAAGUUGAAAAAUAAAAUAAUGGUUAUCUG